AUGGAUUAUAGUAAUGUUAUUCAUCAUAUUAAGGAAAAUCAAUAGAUGUUCUAUAUCAAUAAGAAAAAGGAUGUGGAUAUUAAUGUAUAUAAAAUUUGGAAGGAUGGGGAGGAUAUUUAAUUUAGUUUGGUUAAUAAAGGAUGGGUAAUAUGGUUAUCUAUAUUUUAGAUCUUCUUCAUUACAAUCUUAUUGAUGAUCUUUAGCAAAUAAAUUUCAAAUAGGAUUUUCUUACCUUAUUUGUCUAAGAUAUCAUAUAAGGAGAUUAUGAACUUUUUCUUUAUUUAAAGGAAAUCAAAUUGUAGUAAAUUUUUAUCAGUAUAGGGUUUUUCGUUUUCAUUUGA
Molecule: messenger RNA, 341 nt
Organism: Paramecium pentaurelia
Lineage: Eukaryota; Ciliophora; Oligohymenophorea; Peniculida; Parameciidae
Source: the annotation of a GenBank genome assembly